Penicillium waksmanii is the source of this 201-nucleotide messenger RNA. RefSeq lists its product as uncharacterized. The transcript has 2 exons. The record is from RefSeq and is a predicted model, not a curated record. Lineage: Eukaryota; Fungi; Ascomycota; Eurotiomycetes; Eurotiales; Aspergillaceae. Bases 1 to 201 code for a protein of 66 amino acids.
AUGCCCAUAAGCUCGUUGACUGGCCUUGUCAAAGUCAGCUUUGUCGUCAUGUGCAUGUGGUCUGGCCCGGCCCUCUCUGCAAGGAUGUGCAAGGAUGUUUCUAGGAUCGGCUCGAAGGGCUUCUUCGAAUCCUGCUGGCGUCAAAGAGCGAAACUAAACAGCCACACUGCCCCACGAUGGUGGUUUCUGGGUCGGGAAUGA